AGCAUGCCUACCACAUCUGUUAGUUAGUUGCUCUAUAAAUGUGUGCCUGACGCGCCCGCCAUCCUGCAAUCACGGCCAACCCCAUCGCACAUCUUCCAGCAGUUUGACCAUCCCAGUAUCUUUACAUCAGACAUGGCGACCAAAGGCUCCGUUUUCCUCAUUGGCCCCGGCUUCAUCGGGCUCCAGAUCCUGGGAGAGCUCCUGGCCGAAGGGUACCCGGUAACCACAUUGGUACGAAGGGAGGAGGCCAAGGCGGGCCUCGCGAAACUCGGGUCCAAAACCAUCCUCGGGUCGCUGGACGACAGCGACGUCAUCCGCACAGCCGCUGCUGCUGCCGACAUCGUGAUCCACACCGCCACGGCUGACCAUCUACCAUCCGCUGCCUCGGUCUUGGAUGGCAUUGCAGAGCGCGCCAAAGCUGGGAAGAGCACCAUCUACAUCCACACCAGCGGCUGCAGCGCAAUCACCGACGGGUCAAAUGGCGACCACGUAAGCGACACGGUAUAUCAAGACGACAGGCCAGAAACAAUUGACAGCAUCGCCGACGACGCCCCGCAUCGCGCCAUCGACCUUGCUAUCCUGAAGUCUCGUAGCGAACUCGGCGCCAAGGCAAAGAUAUCGAUUGUGUUCCCGCCCGUCAUCUACGGGCUGGGCAAGGGAAACCGCCUCUCCAUCCAGGUCCCGACCAUGGCUCGGUUUGCCGUCAAGCAUGGCUACGCCGGUUAUGCUGGAGGCGGGAAGGCAGUCUGGGGCCAUAUCCACGUCGCGGAUCUGGCACGAGGAUACUUGACCAUACUGCACUACAUGGAGUCCACAUCUGGAGACAAGGUUCUUGAAAGCUCAUACUUCUUCAUCGAGAAUGGAGAGGAAUAUUCGUGGGAGAGGUGCGCCGAGGAGGUUGGCAAGGCGCUUCAAAAGGCAGGGAAAAUCCAGGAUCCGACCCCUCGACAGAUUCCGAGCGACCUCUACAAUGACCUCUUUGGGGAAUGGUCUCUGGCGGUCAUUGGUCAGAACGCCAGGAAUCGUGCCAACAGAUUGCGCGCUCUUGGCUGGAAACCCCAGGAGAAGUCAACUUUUGAUUCCUUGCUGACGGAUGAAUUGCCCAUCAUCCUCACGGAAAAGUCUGACUUCCAGGGCUACAGCGCGCCAGUGGCUUCCUAGGCCCUCAUACACUGAUAGCAAUUAAGAAACGUUGUACCUUG
Molecule: messenger RNA, 1202 nt
Organism: Ilyonectria robusta
Lineage: Eukaryota; Fungi; Ascomycota; Sordariomycetes; Hypocreales; Nectriaceae
Exons: 1
Coding region: 133-1161 (342 amino acids)
Source: RefSeq, a predicted model, not a curated record